AUGGCCGCCAAUAACGAUGUCUACCAGACACCCCUUAACUCUCGCUAUUCCAGCGAUGAGAUGAAAUACCUCUUCUCCCCUCGCAUGAGGUUCUCAACAUGGCGCAACCUGUGGAUUUGGCUGGCCGAGUCCCAGAAAGAGCUUGGACUCCCCAUCACCGACGAAGCCAUUGAGCAGAUGAAGUCCCACGCUGUCAUUCAGGACUCCGAAUUCAAGGUUGCCGCCGAGGAGGAAAAGCGUCGGAGACACGAUGUCAUGGCCCACGUCCACGCCUUUGGCCUCGUUGCCCCUGCCGCCGCCGGCAUUAUUCACUGGGGCGCUACCUCCUGCUACUGUACCGAUAACGCGGAUCUGAUUCUCCUGCGUGACGGGCUCGAUAUUCUCAUUCCCAAGCUUGCCGUCGUCAUCGAUAAGUUGUCCCAAUUCGCCCAGCAGUACAAGGAUUUGCCCUGCUUGGGCUUCACUCAUGGCCAGCCCGCCCAGUUGGUUACUGUGGGAAAGCGUGCUUGUCUAUGGAUUCAGGAUCUGCUCAUGGACCUGCGUAACCUUGAGCGGGCGCGCAAUGAUCUACGCUUCCGUGGUGUCAAGGGUACUACUGGUACACAGGCUUCCUUCCUUCAGAUCUUCGAGGGUGACCACGACAAGGUCGAGAAGCUCGAUGAGCUGGUCACUGAGAAGGCCGGCUUCGACUCUGCGUUCAUUAUUUCCAGUCAGACCUACUCUCGGAAGAUCGAUGUGGAUGUCGGCAACGCACUCGGCUCUUUCGGCUCUACUUGCGAACGUAUUGGAAUUGAUAUCCGCCACCUUGCUAUGCUCAAGGAGGUUGAGGAGCCCUUUGAGAAGGACCAGAUUGGUAGCAGUGCUAUGGCUUACAAGCGUAACCCCAUGCGUUCCGAGCGUCUUUGCUCUCUUGGUCGCCACCUGCAGAACCUUCCCAAGGAUGCUUUGGACACCUACUCGGCUCAAUGGUUUGAGCGCUCGCUGGAUGACAGUGCCAUCCGCCGUAUUAGCAUUCCGGAGCUUUACCUCUCGGCCGACGCUUGUCUCAUUCUGCUGAACAACGUCACCUCUGGCUUCGUUGUCUACCCCGAGGUCAUCAAGCGUCGUGUGAAUGAUGAACUUCCCUUCAUGGCCACUGAGAACAUCAUCAUGGCCUGUGUGAAGAAGGGUCUCUCCCGUCAAGAUGCCCACGAAGAAAUCCGUGUGCUCUCUCAUCAAGCCGCCGACAAUGUCAAGAAGCACGGCAAAAACAACGACCUCCUCGAGCGCAUCCGCCGCACCGAAUUCUUCAGUCCCAUCCUCCCGAGCUAG
This is a messenger RNA of Penicillium chermesinum, 1311 nucleotides long. It is a transcript of the gene ade13, whose product is annotated as adenylosuccinase ADE13. Gene Ontology annotation, molecular function: (S)-2-(5-amino-1-(5-phospho-D-ribosyl)imidazole-4-carboxamido) succinate lyase (fumarate-forming) activity; N6-(1,2-dicarboxyethyl)AMP AMP-lyase (fumarate-forming) activity. Gene Ontology annotation, cellular component: cytosol. The coding region runs from base 1 to 1311 and encodes 436 amino acids. The transcript has 9 exons. The record is from RefSeq and is a predicted model, not a curated record. Gene Ontology annotation, biological process: 'de novo' AMP biosynthetic process. NCBI's taxonomy places the organism in Eukaryota, Fungi, Ascomycota, Eurotiomycetes, Eurotiales, Aspergillaceae.